GUGCCACUGUCUCCCUCUCACACUAAGAUCAAACACUGCCACAGUUCAUGACAGAAACAUUAAGCUGGUGAUUUUACAGAGCACAAUACUGUUGGUCGGAUAGGUUGUCGCUUUUUUUUUUUUUAACUUUUUUUUUUCUAGGGAAAGAACAAAGAAAAUGUCUGAAUACAGCCAAAAUUCAGACCAAGAGGUCUACUCCGAAGACAUCGAUGAAGACGAAAUCUUAGCAAACUUAUCUCCCGAAGAGCUGAGGGAGCUACAGAGCGAAAUGGAAGUCAUGGCUCCGGACCCACAAGUGCCGGUGGGAAUGAUACAGAAAGACCAGACCGAGAAACCUCCAACGGGGAACUUCGACCACAGGUCUCUCGUUGAUUAUUUGUACUGGCAGAAAGCAGCCAAACGUAUACUGGAGGAUGAGAGAGCUUCGGCCACCCUCUUGCCGUCUGAGCGAAACACUGCAGACAAAUUUGAAGAAAAUACUGAUGAUACAGAGGAUAUCACUAAGGAGGAAUUGCCAGGAGAUGCUACAGAAGCAGAUGGAAGAGAAAGAUAUUACAGAAAUGAGCAACUAGGAAAGUCUGAUUCAGCAAAACAAUCAGGAGAAGCAAAUGAAGACCGAAACAAUGAGGAGACAGAACAAGAGGAGGAAGAGGAGGAGGAAGAGGAGGAGGAUGAAGGGGAAGAGGAGGAGGAACAGGAGGAGGAAGAGGAGGAAGAAGAAUCAGGAACAAAAGAGCUACAUGGAGAUGAAAGUAGCAACAGUGAACAGAUGACAGAGAAAAAACCAGGUACAGACUCAGGGGAAAGUUCAGAGAAGCAAGAAGAAAAUGAGAAGAAAAUAUCAAAGUUAAGUCUUCCUAAAAAGUUGGCUAUGGACACUAGCUUCAUUAAGCUAAGUGCAAGGCCUUCAGGGAAUCAAACCAAUUUAGAAGCCAGUUUGGAGAACAUCCGGAAAAACAAUCCAGAUAUCACAGAACUCAACCUGAACAACAUAGAAAACAUCCCAAAGGACAUGCUGAUAGAUUUUGUCAAUGCCAUGAAAAAAAACAAGCACGUCAAAACAUUUAGCUUAGCCAACGUGGGUGCGGACGACACCGUUGCGUUUGCUCUGGCCAACAUGUUGCGUGAAAACCGGAGCAUCACGACCCUAAACAUUGAUUCUAAUUUUCUCACGGGCAAAGGCAUCGUCGCCAUCAUGCGAUGCCUGCAGUUUAACGAGAGGCUGACUGAGCUGCGCUUUCACAACCAGAGGAACAUGCUGGGCCAUCAAGCAGAAAUGGAGAUCGCCAGGCUUUUGAAAGCCAACCCUACCCUGCUGAAGAUAGGCUAUCACUUUGAAGUUCCCGGCCCCAGGAUGGUUGUGACCAACCUGCUCAGCAGAAAUCUUGACAAACAAAGACAAAAAAGACAGGAGGAGCAGAAACAGCAGCAAUUAAAAGAGCAGAGGGAGUUGAUCAGCAUGUUAGAAAAUGGAUUUGGGCUGCCUCCUGGGAUGUGGGAAAUGCUAGGAGGGCCAAUCCCUGAUCCGAGGAUCCAUGAGCCAAUACUCGCCCCCAAACCUCCUGUUCCCCAACCCAUGCCUAUUAGCAAAAGAAAGGAAGAAAGACACACAAGAAAGCCAGCCCCUGAACCACAGACGGAGACGUCCUCCUUCCGAGUGAUUAAGCUGAAGAAGAUCCAGCGCAAACCCUCUGUGAAGCAAUAUGUGGAGCCCCCUGAAAAAACCAAUCUCAAAGAUGUGAUCAAGACGCUUAAACCGGUUCCAAGAAGCAGACCACCUCCUCUGGUGGAAGUAAGUCCGAGAGAUCAGCUAUUAAAUGACAUCCGUCAGAGUAACGUCGCUUAUCUUAAACCGGUGCCCCUGCCAAAGCAGCUCGAGUAAGAGACCAGAAUGACGUGAAGAAAACAACUUGAAAUAAGGACUAUUCAAGUUUUGCCUUUAAUGGUUUCAAAGGAGGUUUUCUUCAGAAGCCAGGUGGUAGAUAACGAACACGUGGGAACAAUGCUUGCAAAGUGCAGUUCGUUUAAGUGAUGAAGGAAGAGGCUGGAAUGGAAACAGUCAGAACUAAGAGGAUUUCCACUGGAUAUGGAGUAACAAUGAGGCCCUCAUACAAUCUCUGUCUGCCAGCUGGACUUUGGCUUCCAGUUUGUUCAUGGGUAUUUUCUUAGAAGCAACAAUAACCUUACAGCCUGUACAGUUUAGCUCUAUUGCUUCUAUGGUAUCUUCUGCUAUUAUUUUUUCCAGAAACCCAGCAGCCUAUAACAAACGGUCCUCUUUUACACAUACAAUUUACUUUCUUUACACUGCUCUUUGCCACGGCUAGUCACAUUUUUUUUUUUUUUAAGUUCUAGAGAAGCGAGGAGAGGUCCUCUCCAUGAGAAAGCACCCUGAAGCAUUCACUUCCACACCAAAUGGCAGCUGUCCUGAGGACAGGUUAUCUGUCAUCUCUGUAGGAAAGCAAGAGCUCAAAAAGCAUGCAAAAACCCAAAGAUCUGAUGGUUUCAAACUCCACCUAUC
Messenger RNA from Gavialis gangeticus (Gharial), 2518 nucleotides. RefSeq names its product leiomodin 3 (gene LMOD3). The coding region runs from base 158 to 1882 and encodes 574 amino acids. Lineage: Eukaryota; Metazoa; Chordata; Crocodylia; Gavialidae. The transcript is spliced from 3 exons. Gene Ontology annotation, biological process: myofibril assembly; pointed-end actin filament capping; muscle contraction. Gene Ontology annotation, cellular component: myofibril; striated muscle thin filament. The record is from RefSeq and is a predicted model, not a curated record. Gene Ontology annotation, molecular function: tropomyosin binding; actin binding.